CGGAAGAAAAACCUAGGACCAUUGAUGGUGGAGCAGAGCAAGAAGCAGACAGCAAAUUUCUAUCAGACUGGGCAUUAAAGGAGGAGACUUUCCCGAAGACGACAUUAUUCCCAAAGUGGAAUGUGUCCCUAUCGCAGAAAACGUCGUCAUUCCCAUCAACCCAUUCAAAUCAUCACCAUCAUCGCGUCCCGUGGAAACCCAGAAAAGGAAAAACAGUGAAUAAAGAAUCUGCAAGCGAAGCCGCAACUUAUUAUAAGUUGGGGGAGUCGCAGAAGGGCGGAAAGGUUGUCUUCUGCGUCAAGCUCUCCGAUAUUCAACGGCUGCAGACGCACUGACACGCACCCAUCUCUCUCUCUCUCUCUCUCCGUCUCGGUGGGGGGUGGAGUUGAGGAGAAUAUGGGGAACCCCGCAUAGCCAGCCGCUCUAGCUGAGUUUCAAAUUGACGUAAAAAUCGCUCCUUUUUUCGUCCUCUGCCUCCCUCUGCCUGUCGUUUCCAAUCUCGGAUUCCCAAUCCGACUUCGCCGCGUGUGGGCAUCGCUUGCCCCGUCGAAACUCCAAGUGGGUAUUCGAUUUUCAGCCAUCAUUCCCCUGUUUUCGAUCGCAUUCCACUGACUAUUGACCUCGCCUGGUCUGGUCUGGUCUAGCCGGAGCAUGUGAUUCCUGCAAUUCCUUGUUUUUAGUUGCUCCUCCUUUGGAAUCACCCCAUUGGGUUGAGUUAGUUCAUCAUCACCCAUCAGUUGAUAUAUAUAUAUAUAUAUAUAUAUAUAUAUAUAUAUAUAUGGAGAGAGAGAGAGACGGAGAGAGGACCGGGAGGAUGGGAUUCAGGUUGAAGGAGUUCUGGACGAAGAAGACAUUGGUGGGGCUGGUUCUCGGCCAGUUUCUCUCUCUUCUCAUCACUUCCACUGGCUUUUCUUCCUCCGAGCUCGCUAAGAAAGGAAUCAAUGCGCCGACUUCACAGUCUUUUCUAAACUACGUGUUGCUGGCAAUUGUCUAUGGAAGUAUGAUGCUUCAUCGCAGGCAACCUCUGAAGGCGAGGUGGUACUACUAUGUUAUUCUUGCGGUGGUGGAUGUGGAGGCAAAUUUUCUUGUGGUGAAGGCCUAUCAGUACACAUCCAUAACAAGUGUCAUGCUCCUGGAUUGUUGGUCAAUCCCAUCGGUCAUGCUUCUUACUUGGCUUUUCUUGAGCACAAAGUACAGAUUCAAGAAAAUAGCUGGUGUUCUUGUUUGUGUUGCUGGCCUUGUUAUGGUUGUCUUUUCAGAUGUUCAUGCGGGUGAUAGAUCAGCUGGAAGUAGCCCUCGGAAAGGGGAUGCACUGGUUAUUGCUGGGGCAACACUCUAUGCUGUCAGUAAUGUCAGCGAGGAAUAUCUUGUGAAGAAUGCUAACAGAGUGGAACUAAUGUCAAUGCUUGGACUUUUUGGUGCCAUUAUUAGCGCUAUACAAAUAAGCAUUCUUGAGCGCAAUGAGCUCAAAUCUAUUCAUUGGACAGCUGGAGCAGCACUACCUUUUGUGGGAUUUUCACUGGCCAUGUUCCUGUUCUACUCAUUUGUCCCGAUUUUGCUGAAGAUAAAUGGGUCUACAAUGCUCAACCUGUCUCUAUUGACCUCAGACAUGUGGGCUGUCUUGAUCCGCAUCUUUGCUUACCACGAGAAGGUUGACUGGAUGUACUUUGUGGCCUUUGCUGCUGUUGCAGUCGGUCUGGUUAUUUAUUCAGGAGGAGACAAAGAAAAUGAUAAAAAACGGGCCGAUGUUGCGAAUGAGAAUGUCGAGAGGAGCAAGAGAUUUGAUGAGGAGGCUUGCUCGGUCAGUCGGGAACGAUCUUCCGGCACAAAAACAGAGGUCAUAAGAAAGGAUGAAAUUGCUAGCGGCAGCAACUCAGCUGGGAAGAAUGAGUGCAACACAGAAAUUGUCUUGUAGUUGGUAAAGAUCUCAAGGGAGGCAUGAUUAGUCUUUUUUCUGUCGUAGUGUCCCCAGGAGUUUGGCCUCAAUAACGACUCUCGAUUCAUAUCCAUUGCAAGCGCUAUUCAAUUUGUAGUGUGGGAGAAAUGCUGUUUAUCUCUGCAUCUUCAAUAUUCACAGAAGCUACCUUCUAAUAA
Messenger RNA from Syzygium oleosum, 2094 nucleotides. RefSeq lists its product as uncharacterized. Bases 779 to 1915 code for a protein of 378 amino acids. Gene Ontology annotation, cellular component: membrane. Gene Ontology annotation, molecular function: transmembrane transporter activity. The record is from RefSeq and is a predicted model, not a curated record. The transcript is spliced from 11 exons. Gene Ontology annotation, biological process: transmembrane transport. NCBI's taxonomy places the organism in Eukaryota, Viridiplantae, Streptophyta, Magnoliopsida, Myrtales, Myrtaceae.